Messenger RNA from Aspergillus neoniger CBS 115656, 1551 nucleotides. Its product is annotated as dolichyl-diphosphooligosaccharide-protein glycotransferase. The record is from RefSeq and is a predicted model, not a curated record. Gene Ontology annotation, cellular component: oligosaccharyltransferase complex; endoplasmic reticulum membrane. The transcript has 4 exons. Bases 119 to 1495 code for a protein of 458 amino acids. NCBI's taxonomy places the organism in Eukaryota, Fungi, Ascomycota, Eurotiomycetes, Eurotiales, Aspergillaceae.
UUUCUUUUUGACGAGCUCUCAUCGAACGACAAAACCAUCAUUCUUUUGUGGUUCGCUCGCCGGGAUAUUUUGUUUCUCAGUUUGUUCCCUCCGCUGUGCGGAAAAUUAGCCACUCAAUAUGCGGUGGUCUCUUUCCUCCCUCUUUCUGUUUGGCUUCUUGGCUGUUGUACAUGCGCUCAGUAGUUCGGGGAACCGUCUGCUCGUUGUUUUGGAGGAUGGAUCGGAGAAGGAUCUUUACUCUACUUUCUGGAGUGAUCUAGAAGCUCGUGGAUAUGACCUCGUCUUCGAAUCUCCCAAGAGUGACAAGCUCUCCCUCUUCGACCUCGGCGAGAGGGCUUACGACCACCUUCUUCUCCUGCCUCCUAGGUCCAAAGGAUUCGGACCUUCUUUGAGCCCCAAGAACAUCGUCGACUUUAUGAACAAGGACGGUAACGUCCUCCUCGCGCUCUCGGGCAAGUCCACCACUCCCAGCGCCGUCAGCUCGCUGCUUCUGGAACUCGAUCUUCACCUCGCUACCGACCGUUCGUCUGUCGUUGUCGACCACUUCAACUACGACACCCUGUCCGCGGCCGAAAAGCACGAUGUCCUUCUCCUCCAGCGCCCCGGCCCAUUGAGACCCGAUUCCAAGGCUUUCUUUGACGGAGGGGGUGUCCUGGCUUUGCCUAGGGCCGCCCCUCACACUCUCGGCGACCACGCGCUCAUUGCGCCUAUCCUGCGCGCUCCGGCGACUGCCUACAGCUACAACCCCAAGGAAGACCUGUCCGCGGGAGAGGAUGUCUGGGCCACCGGCUCUCAGCUGGCUCUCGUCUCCGCCAUGCAGACCCGUGCCUCCUCCCGCUUCACCCUGCUCGGCUCCGUUGAGAGUCUCCAGGACCAGUGGUUCUCCGCAACCGUCAAGGCGCCCAACGGAAAGGAGACCGGCACGGCCAACCAGGAGUUCGCCAAACAGUUGACUGCCUGGACCUUCAAGGAGACCGGUGUCCUUAAGGUUGGCAAGAUCGAGCACCACCUGGCUAAGGAUGACCUUACUGCCGAGGACCUGAACCCCACCAUCUACCGCAUCAAGAACGAGACCGUUUUCAGCAUUGAGAUCUCCGAGUACAGCCACGACCGGUACAUCCCCUUCGAGGUGCCCGCCAACGAUGCCCUGCAGCUCGAGUUCACCAUGCUUUCUCCCUUCCACCGCCUGAAGCUGGAGCCCACCGCCCGCACCGAGAACAGCACCAUCUACAGCACGCAGUUUACCGUCCCUGAUCAGCACGGUAUCUUCUCCUUCCGGGUCAACUACAAGCGCCCCUUCCUCACCAACAUCGAGGAAAAGCACGAGGUGACUGUCCGCCACUUCGCCCACAACGAGUACCCCCGCAGCUGGAAGAUCAGCGGAGGAUGGGUCUGGAUCGCCGGCCUGUGGUCUGUGAUCGGCGGGUUCCUGGCCUUUGUGUUCGUGUGGCUCUACUCGGAGCCCGCCUCGGCCAAGGUCAAGAAGACCCAGUAAAGUAAUGUAUCAUCUUAAAGAUCAGUAAAUGAAAUCUGCUGCACAAUGCACGUCUU